This is a messenger RNA of Apis dorsata (giant honeybee), 2474 nucleotides long. Its product is annotated as dihydrolipoyllysine-residue acetyltransferase component of pyruvate dehydrogenase complex, mitochondrial-like. Gene Ontology annotation, biological process: pyruvate decarboxylation to acetyl-CoA. Gene Ontology annotation, molecular function: acyltransferase activity. NCBI's taxonomy places the organism in Eukaryota, Metazoa, Arthropoda, Insecta, Hymenoptera, Apidae. The transcript is spliced from 11 exons. Gene Ontology annotation, cellular component: pyruvate dehydrogenase complex; mitochondrion. The record is from RefSeq and is a predicted model, not a curated record. The coding region runs from base 314 to 2200 and encodes 628 amino acids.
AUAUAUAUAAUAGUAGUAUAUUGUUACUUGCAAUAUAUCAAUAGGUUUAAAAUUUAAAUUUUUAAUUUUUGUAUAUAAUACGUAGAAAAAAUGUAAAAUUUUAUCAUUAAAUUUUAUUUUAAUAAAUGUAAUUAAAUAAAUAAUUAUAUAAUAAUUAUUUACUAACAGUUAAUGCGAUGUCAUUAAAAAAUGUAUUGAGUAGAAGACUUUACCCUAUAACGGAUUUAUCUGAUAAAUAGAUUCUCAUUGUGAAGGUCGAAAGUGAUCUAAUAUAUAUAAUCUAUAUUGAAAACUCAAUUACUUCAUAUCAAAUAUGGCGCAAAUGAUGAUACCUAGAAUUGGGCUCUUAUCCAUUAAAAAUAAUAGUCGUGUAGUACCUCGAAUUUUCGUGCCGUUAAAAUAUCAACGAUUAUGUUUCCAUACAAGUUGGGUUUUCGAUGUUCAAGGAAAGAGUAUCUUAAUGCCUUCCUUGUCACCUACUAUGGAAAAAGGUACCAUUGUGAAAUGGUUCAAAAAGGAAGGUGAUAAGAUUGAAGCAGGAGAUGCGGUUGCUGAUAUUCAAACUGACAAAGCAGUCGUUACUUUAGAAUUAGAAGAUGAGAGUAUUCUUGCAAAAAUCAUUAUAGGAGAAGGAAUUCAAGAUAUCAAAGUAGGAACAUUAAUAGCACUUACAGUUGAUGUAGAUGAAGAUUGGAAAUCUGUGGAAAUGCCAGAUAUUGUUUCAGUUGCACCACCUGUAACUGCAUCUUCAAUUAUUGGUUCUCCAUCAUCACCAACAUCUCCUCCAUCAUCACCAAUAUCUCCUCCAUCACCAACAUCUCCUCCAUCACCAACAUCUCCUCCAUCACCAACAUCUCCUCCAUCAUCAUCUCCUCCAACUAUGCCAGUUCAAGGACCUCCUGGACAAACAAAUAUUGGUAUGCCAGCACUUUCACCAACAAUGACUUCAGGUACGAUAGUAAAAUGGCUUAAAAAAGAAGGAGAAAAAAUAGAACCUGGCGAUGCAGUGGCUGAAAUUCAAACAGACAAAGCUGUCAUGACUUUUGAAAUCGAGGAUGAAAGCAUAUUUGCAAAAAUACUUGUUCCUGAAGGAAGUCAAGUAGAAGUAGGAGAAUUAAUUGCCAUUACAGUAGAAAAGGGAAUGGAUUGGAAAAAUAUUGUAAUUCCAAAAAUAACAAAACCUACUACUGCUCCUGGAGUUGCUCCUGAAGCUGUUCCAACUGCUCCUCCUGUAGGUGUUCCAGCUCCUUCUGUUGCUACUCCACCUGCACCAAGUGGACAAGUAUAUGGUCUUGCAGUAAGACGAUUAUUGGAAGAAUAUGGAUUGAAAGCAGAAGAAAUUAAAGGUACUGGUCGGCCUAAUCGAUUACUAAAAAGUGAUGUUUUAAGUUAUAUUCAAACAAAGAAUAUAAAAAAAGUUGCACCAAAAACAGCACCUCCGCCUAAAGAUCAAAAGCCUGAUAUUCCUGUAAAGAAACAUGUACCCAGUGGUGUUCCUUCCACUUAUCAAGAUAUUCCAGUUUCUAAUAUACGCAGUGUCAUUGCUAAAAGACUUGGAGAAUCAAAAAGAACUAUCCCGCAUUCUUAUGCGACUAUAAAUAUUAAAAUUGAUAAAAUAAAUGAAAUUCGUAAGGAACUCAAAGCUGAUGGUAUUAACAUUUCAAUAAACGAUUUCAUUACAAAAGCAACUGCACAUGCACUAGUUGAAUGUCCAUUUAUAAAUACAUUAUAUAAAAAUAAUCAAAUAAUUCAAAUGCCAAGAGUUGAUAUUUCUAUCGCAGUUGCUAUUGAAUCAGGACUUAUUACGCCAAUUGUUUUUGAUGCUACAGCUAAAAGUGUACUGGAUAUUUCGAAAAAUAUAAAAGAAUUAGCUGAAAAAGCUAAAACUGGUCGAUUAAAACCGGAAGAAUUUCAAGGAGGAUCAUUCACAAUAUCCAAUUUGGGAAUGUUUGGUAUUAAGCAAUUCAGGGCCAUUAUAAAUCUUCCUCAAACAGCAAUAUUAGCAGUUGGAAGUGGUCAAGAAGAACUAAAUGCUACAUUACAAAAAGUAACAAAAAUGUCAACAUCCUUAUCGUAUGAUAGACGAGCAAUUGAUGAAGAUCAAGCAGCCGACUUUUUGGCUGUUUUAAAAGCUAUGUUGGAAGACCCAUCUUUUCUUAUUGCAGGAAGAUUACGAGCACUAAGGUACGCACAGGACUGAUCUUUAAUUAAACAUUAAUUCUGAGAAACUUACUGACAUAAUUUAGAUUUCAAUUUAAAUUAUAGUUUUCUUUGUUAUAUUAAUUUUCUAAAAAUAGAUCUGAAGAAUUCAUAAUUUCAUUUGAAAAUAAAUUAUAAGUAAUAAGAUUAAAUUUUAAACCAUUUAUAAAUUCAUAGCUUUUAUUAUGCUUUAAAAGUUAUACAUAUAAAAUUUGAUGUAUGAAAUUAUUUAAAAAAUAAUUUUAAAUAUUUUAUUUUAAAGUUUAAAAUCGUAA